This is a messenger RNA of Salvelinus sp. IW2-2015, 1389 nucleotides long. RefSeq names its product arylformamidase (gene afmid). The record is from RefSeq and is a predicted model, not a curated record. Gene Ontology annotation, molecular function: lipase activity; arylformamidase activity. Lineage: Eukaryota; Metazoa; Chordata; Actinopteri; Salmoniformes; Salmonidae.
GCACCUUGUGUAUUCUACUAUUCAAACUCGCAAAAGCAGAGGGAAACAACUGUUGUCCUGGGUGGCAACAAUGAGAAUCAGGUUCUCUGUGUUGUGCCUAUCGGAGUCUAUCUGCUGUUGUUACAUUCAAGAGAACAAUGUCACGUCGGAAGGAUAUGAAUAAGGAUGAGCUAGAGAGGCAGUUUUCGCCCAGCCAGUGGUCGCACAGAAUGUCGGCAGACGACGUUAUCAAAUCCCACGUGACGGCGCUCAAAGAAGGUACGGAGCGUGCCCGUGGCCUGGCCCAGACCCUCCUCAACGUUCCCUAUGGAGAAGGAGGGGAGAAACUAGAUGUCUAUGUUCCCACCACCACUUCUCUAGAUGUCCCACUGGUGAUCUACCUCCAUGGAGGCUACUGGCAGUUCCUUAGUAAGGAGGAGUCCGGGUUUAUGGCCGUCCCAUUGGUCCAUAAGGGCGUCGUGGUGGUCGCCGUGGGUUACGACAUCGCUCCCAAAGGGAACAUGGACGUGAUGGUGUCUCAGGUGCGGAGGAGUGUGGUGUCCGUCAUUCAACAGUAUUCACACAUUAGUGGUCUGUACCUGUGUGGCCACUCUGCGGGGGCCCACCUGGCUGCUAUGAUCCUCUCUACAGACUGGUCUCAGUACAGUGUGACCCCUCAGAUCAAAGGUGCGUUCCUGGUCAGUGGUAUAUAUGACCUCCUGCCCAUCCUGUCCACCUAUGUCAACGAGCCUCUGAAGAUGACAGAAGAGGUGGCUCUGAGGAACAGUCCUAGUCAGYUGGUUCCGCAGCUCAAACUCUCCUCCUCCGACUGUGACAUCGUGGUUGCCGUGGCGCAGAACGACUCGCCAGAGUUCCGGAAGCAGUCGGAGRACUACUACAAAGCUCUGGAGUCAACAGAAGGACUGAAGGUGACAUUGGAGGACGUUCCAAACACAGAUCACUUCAACAUAUCGCCGCAGCUAGUCGACGGAGACUACCACCUCACUCAGCUGCUGUUAAAGAUGAUGGGGAAGAGCUAAAGAGAUACAGGGACACCGGCCAAUCAAUGAAGAGAUACAGGGACACUGGCCAAUCAUUGAAGAGAUACAGGGACACCAGACAAUCAUUGAAGAGAUACAGGGACACUGGCCAAUCAUUCAUUUACAUAUCAACCACAAACACCUCUGUUCUGAUGGCUAUUGGCUAAACAAGGUGGUUAGGUAACAGGUAUUAUGUUUUGUGUUACAGAACCUCCGGGGUGAAGAUUCCCUUAGUUACAGUUCUUGGAUCAGUUUUGAUUCCUCUUAACUUGAACUAUUAGUGGGAAAAAAUGCAAAACUGACCCAAGAUCAGCGUAUAGGGGCAACUUUACCCUGCUCCGUUAGAGUGGCCUGGAGUGUUUUUUAAACC